Molecule: messenger RNA, 3783 nt
Organism: Moesziomyces antarcticus
Lineage: Eukaryota; Fungi; Basidiomycota; Ustilaginomycetes; Ustilaginales; Ustilaginaceae
Product: transcriptional enhancer factor TEF-1-like
Exons: 2
Coding region: 1-3783 (1260 amino acids)
Biological process (GO): regulation of transcription by RNA polymerase II
Cellular component (GO): transcription regulator complex
Molecular function (GO): DNA-binding transcription factor activity, RNA polymerase II-specific; RNA polymerase II cis-regulatory region sequence-specific DNA binding
Source: RefSeq, a predicted model, not a curated record
AUGUUCACUGCCCAAACGAGCUCUCCCUCAGGAGACACGCAGAAUCUCUUCCCUUCGCCAGCCUACUCUGAAUCGACCCUGUCGUCUUCUUCGCACCUUUACACUCCGGAUAACGGUAUGCCCCACAAGGCACACGACGUCAACGACCGUCUCCAGCUUCACAACGCUUCCAUCAGCGCGGCAAACGCUGCCUUCGUCUCUGCUACUAAGCGCGAAGACGCACACGCAGGUGUCGACGCAAGCGAGAACGCCAGCCUGGUAUUCGCUCACAACGCACCCGGUCUCAUUGACGCUGAUAUGAGCGGCGACGCCCAAUCCCUCGCCGCAGCGCUCGACUUCGAUAGCAUGAACGCCGACAUCCAACAAACGCUGGAAAACGGCGACUACUCGUUCUUGGGCAAGCGCCCCAACACGUCCCAACCGGCGGGUGGCUUCGGCUCGAUGCUCCACGUGCGCGCUGAAUCCAACUCCGGCCGUCGUCACAGCAUCCAGACGCUCAUGCCCUCCAGCGACUCCAGCUCGUCCCUGACGGGCUUUGGUCCCAUGGCGGGUGCUGUCUCUGGUGCAAGGAGUAUGAGCAUCUCGGUGGACGCUUAUGGAUCUAUGGCAUACACCGAUGCUGCUUCUCAGGGCAUGGAUAUGGCUUUCAACGCAGAGGCACACAGUACAUCGGGAGCUGGCUUCCUCAUGUCUCCGCCCCGCUUGACCGUAAGCAUGUCCAACAACACUGAUCAUGCCUCGGCAGCGGCCGCUGCAACCUUCAACGAGGAUGCAAAGCGUCGCCGUACCUCCGAGGUCGAUGCGACACCCGAACGUCGCGUCGAGCAGCUUGCCAACGAGCACCGCUUCUUGCCUCAGCAGACCCCACCAAACAUGUACGCCUACCAGCAGCACCCGCAGUUCUCGGUAGGGUCCAGUGUUGGAGGUGGAUUCGAGACGCCGUCGUCGGUGCAGUCGAGCGCCUCGCCGUGCCGCGUGCGACGUCUUUCGCUCACCGCCAUGGACCGUGCUUCCCACAUCGCCAACCUGACCGCCAACCUUACGCUCCCCUCCUCCUUCGGCGGAGAGCAGCCACCCAAGAGCGCACCACCACGUGCCGCUUCCGACGCCAUGCAACGCGCCCAGUCGCAGUCGUCGCUCAGCCGCAAGGCCACCGACGACAAGGCGGUCAAGGCUGGCGCCAACGCCGCAGGCAACUCGGGCAGCGCGACGCCGAAUGGUAAGAACCAGGACGUUUGGCCCGAUGACGUCGAAGUGGCUUUCUGGGAAGCUCUCCGACUGAUUCCCAAGCUCGGUCGCCGAAAGGUGCUGGUGCAUGGCAAGCCGUGCGGUCGUAACGAGCUCAUCGCCGACUACAUCGAGCGCAAGACCAACAAGGUGCGCACGCGCAAGCAGGUCUCGAGUCACAUCCAGGUGCUCAAGAACAUCCGCAAGGGUGAUCCCGAAUUCCAGCAGCUCAUCGCCGAGCCCACCACCGAGGAGGACUUUUACAUCCCUGCCGGUGGCAUGAUGUAUGCACAGACGCUUGCUGGCUACGGCUACGGUGGCCUUGGGAGCGCCUACCCGCUCAUGUCUAUGGACAAUGCCGGUGGCCUGCUCUCCCCAUAUACCCCAGGCCUCACGGGUGGCCAAGGCCUUGCCAGCCCUCUCUCGCCCGGUGCGCCACCCAUGUCGGCGACGCACUCCAUCACCUCGGGCUUGAACAACCUUCACUUCCCGCAGCAGACUGGAGUUAAGGACACGAGCGGCAACACGCCGUGCCCGAUCCUGCCCGCGAGCUUCUCCAUGUGGGUGCACUGCUCGUCUGGCGACGAGAAGCACGUCUACACCAACCUCGACAGGAACUCGAUGACCACCUACGCCAACAACCAGUCGUCGUUGCCCCAGAUGACGCUCGACUCGGUGCGCGUGGGUCACUUCCGUUUCCCUCGUCUCGCCGAGAUGUACCAUCGCAUGCCGUGCCAGUUCCUCCACGUGCACGUGCCGCUUUCGGUGCCGCGCCACGACGUCAUGAUGCCGCGCUACGACCACUUCAGCACCCAGCUCUCGCUGACGUCGGCGCAAGACUUGCGACUCACCUCGGUCACCACUGUGUACUCGCACGGCAAGCGCGUUCUGUCGCUCGUCGAGCCCCUCGACGCUCCGCGCAAGAUCUCGGGCAGGAAUGGCGUCGAGGUUGCCGCCACCAGCACGGUGGGUGCCGGCGCUGCAGCCAACGAUGAGGCUGCCAAGGCGUCGAGCGAGACAGCAACCAACGAGGCACCCUCGUUCGAGGAUGCCAUGACCUCGACCCCGACCAAGGGCAAGAACAGCCAGCGACGCGAGAGCGACGGCAGCAUCGCCUCGCUCAGUCCCAUCUCGGGCACGUCGAGUGGUCCCGCUUCGCCUCGCACGCCACUGGAUGUCAACAACCAGUCCAACAGCAACCUGCGCCAUCGCUGGUGCCACCAGGCUCCGUUCGCCACGGACUUCUGGGCCGACUUCUUGAGCCGCAAUCACCCUGUCAACGUCUACAGCGGUCGCGAUGGACUGCAGUCGUUCGGCAAGGAGCCGAGCGAGCGAGCUGCUCUCGGCAUGGCUGUGUCGGGCGUCACCAUCAUCCAGGAGCUGGUGGUGGCGAGCGAGGACAAGAGCUCGGCUGCUGCCGCUGGCGCCAACCGCGACGCUACACUGCUCAACGACGCUAGCUCGAGCCUGAGCCCUGGUAGCAAGGUGGGCGAUGUUGUGUUGGUGAUCGCAUGGGAUCUCGAGUGCGUCGAGUCGCUCGGCACCACUCCGGGUACGCCCACCGUCUCGCUCUUGACGGUCGGCUCCGGCGCUUCGCCGAUGGGUCGAACGGCUCCGCUGGUGGCCUCGCCUCUGAACCAGGCAGGCGCCCAGUUGCACAUGGCGCCGCACGGUCUGUCUCCCAUGACGGCAGCCUUCCCCAACGGCCAUCCGCUGGCGCACCAGCCGCAGCCUCAGCUCAACAUGCUCAACGGCGGAGCUGCGCCGCGUGGCUAUGCGCACGCCCACCCGCCCCCGUCGCUGAUCCAGACGCAGCCCUCUCCGCAGCCUAGCUUUGGCUUCAAGGCCGAAGCGGGCCAGGGUAGCUCCGAGACAAACCUGCAGGCGCCUACGCUGCUGCGCAAGCGCGGACUGUCGAUGACCAAGCCCAACCUGAUGGUGUCGAUUCCGCCGGCGCCCGCGUAUCUGAACCCGCAGAGGAGUGCGAGUGGAGCGAUGCUCAGCCCGCACCCUCAGCCGUCGCCUGCUGCGAGCCCGACGCCGGCGGCAUGGGGGAUGAUUCAGCAGAGGGCGGUGCACACGCCCAUCACGCCGUUCCCGCAAAUGGGCGCGUCGCUGUGCGAGCCACCGCCGCUCAACACGGGCGACGACGCACGCAUGCAGAAGGAGCGACUCGAGAGGCACUGGGCCAGCCAGGCGAACCCUCUCGGUGGCGCGCUGCACUCGCCGCUCGACAUGAGCUUCAACCCAUCGGACGUCAACGUGUCGAUGGCCAGCACCGGCAUGGCCGUGGCGACGGCUGCGGGGCACACCGACUCGGCGCUCGGGCUCAUGGUGCCUGGCAGCAUGGGCAACAACGGCCUGGCGCUGCUCUCGCCCGCCGGCUUCGACACGAUGGGCAAGAUGGGCGGCCACAUGUCCGGCCUGGACUCGAGCAACAACAGCUUCGAGCAGAUGCUCAACGACGGCGACCUGAGCAACGAUGCCAGCACGCAGGAAUACCUCAACGGCCUGCUUGCCUCGAUCGGCGUCGAGGGCCAGGACUUUAGCGCCUGA